Molecule: messenger RNA, 990 nt
Organism: Cladophialophora psammophila CBS 110553
Lineage: Eukaryota; Fungi; Ascomycota; Eurotiomycetes; Chaetothyriales; Herpotrichiellaceae
Exons: 3
Coding region: 1-990 (329 amino acids)
Molecular function (GO): RNA binding
Source: RefSeq, a predicted model, not a curated record
AUGUCGACCACCGUCCAUGUUAAGGGUAUCUCUCAUGACACCGGCGAAAAGGAGGUCAAGGACUUUUUCAGCUUCUGUGGCAAGAUAACCUCAAUCUCUGUGACACCAGAGUCCGACGCCCCAGAUGCCUCGAAAUCUGCCACGGUGACAUUCGAGAAGGAAACAGCCGCUAAGACCGCCCUCCUUCUCGACAGCACUCAGCUUGGAAAAUCCCAAGUUCAGGUGUCUGCGGCCAGUACCAUCGAUGAGGUCGCCUCCAAAGCUGGCGCUGCUGUCUCGUCCGCCGCUGGCGAAGAGCACAUUGCACAAGAAGAUAAACCUCGUUCAAGAAUUGUCGCCGAAUACCUGGCUCAAGGCUACCAUCUCUCAGACCAGGUGAUCUCAAGAGCAAUUGCAUUGGACCAGAAGCACGGCUUCAGCCACCGGUUCACCAACGCCUUGGCCAACUUUGACCAGAAGUACAAGGCAACCGACACCGCCAAGUCUAUGGAUACUAAGUAUGGUGUGAGUGACAAGGCGAUGAGUGCCUGGGGUGGUGUCCACACAUAUUUUGAGAAGGCACUGGGCACCCCCACCGGGCAGAGAAUCAGACAGUUUUACAUGCAAGGAGACAAGCAAGUUAGAGAUGUUCACAACGAGGCUCGCAGAUUGGCAGAUCUUAAGGCUGGCAAGCACUACGAACCAGAGCCUGUCCCAGGAACAGACAAGACGGUCUGCAAGUGUGGUGGCGAGGAGGGUGUCUGUGGAUGUGCUCCAGGUUAUUGUAGCUGUGCUAGGUGCGCAAAGAGCGAUGUCGGAGCCAUCCAGCCAGAGCCAGUCAAGGGCACUGACAAGACGGUUUGCGUGUGUGGGGGCUCCGAGGCCAAAUGCCCCUGCCCUCCUGGUCACUGUGCCUGUGCAAACUGUGCAAAGGGCAGCACUGAAGCAACCACGGAAGCGAAGGAGGCUGCUCAGGCCAGCGGGCAACAAUUGCCGCCUGGUUCUGUGUAA